UGCCAGGAUGGCAGAGUCCGGGCCCUUCCCGCUGAUGGUCGAGGGGUCUUGGGGCCUAGACCCCCCGAAGACCUUAAUCAACAAGUUGCAAAUGUACUUCCAGAGCCGAAAGAAGUCGGGCGGAGGGGAGUGCGAGGUCGUCCCACAGCCCGGGAGCCCGGCAAGCUUCCUGGUGCUCUUUUCCCCGGAGGACGGUGAGAGGCUAAAAGGCCGAAAAGGGUCGCCCGGCGCGGGGUUCAGGCCAUCGAAAAUCAAGGAGUUGAUAGACAGCACCACGGAAAAGGUCCGAAAGGAGGAGCAGAGUGUGAAGGAGAAAGUGGCCAUUUCUCCAGGGAAACAUUUUCUUUUGCAUCAGAGUGGUUUCCUGGAUGAUCUAAGGAAAGAGAACCCAGAGAUGGAGAUUCAUUACGAUGCUGCCACUCAGCACCUGUGCUUUAAGGGAUUCCGUGCAGAUGUGUAUAAAGUAAAGUGUGACAUCCAGGAAAAGAUGUAUUCCAUGCCUCAGAAAGACGUCCCGAUUCCUUCUGAAGUCUUCAUGUUUCUGCAGCAAGUAGACAGUCAGGAAUUCUCCAAGACUCUUUUUGAAGCACAGAAAAUUCUUGUCACAUAUGAGCUGAAUGGUACAGCUCUUCUUUUGAUGGCCUGUUCUUUCAGAGCCCUAGCAGAAGCAGAGAAGAAAAUGCUUGAUGCCUUGAGUUAUAAAAUCAUUGAAGUUGAAGACAAGGAAGUUUUUAGAGGCAAUGUGUGGAAAAGGAAAAUUCACCUUCUGCAAAAAAGACACCGCUCCACUGCAAGCAUUAUGAUAAAGGAUGAAUUAACUUUAGGAACCCCAGCGGAGGUCAUCAUUGCAGGCUGUGUGAAAGAAGUAAAUGAAAUCCAUGGCCAACUUUUUGAGUUCUUGGAAAACACCAUGAAAAUUGAAAGACUGGUAGAAAUAGAACCAUUGUUGAUAAUCGAGUAUUUAAGGUCAGAUAAGAAUCUGUUCUGGCCAAAGAUAAGGAAGGCCAAUGUGCAGGCAAGUUUUAAGCUGGAAGACGAACCAAAAGGCAUUUUACUAACUGGCUUCAAGAGUAAAGUUCUAGACUGCAUGGACAUGGUCAAGCAAAUCCGGGAUUCAGUCUGCAUUAAAAGGUUCCAGAUUGAUAAGCCUGGUGCUAGGCACUUCUUCCAGGAUAAAGCAUCCUAUUACAAAAGCGAGAUCAAACGCCUGUAUGGAUGCAUCAUUGAGCUCCAGGAGGGAGCAGAGAAGGACAAAGGCAGCCUUAAAGAGCAGAAGUGCCUCUUACAGAAGGACAUAGCCCCUGGAGUCACGCUGAUUGUACAGCAGGGAGACCUGGCUCGGUUUCCUGCCGAUGUGGUCGUGAAUGCAGCAAACGAGAAUCUGAAACACAUUGAUGGUCUGACUGAUGUCAUUGUCACCUCCAUUCCCUCGGAUCUUGCACUCAACAAAGGACCACUGUCUAAGGCCUUACUGGAAAAGGCCGGGCCAGAACUCCAGAAGGAACUGAAUGAAGCAGGACAAGGGGUCCCUGUCAAGGCAGGCACAAUUCUACAAACCAGUGGCUGUCAUCUGAACUGCCACCACGUAUUUCAUGUGGUCGCUCCACAGUGGAAAGUCAACGACACUGCAUGGUCACUGAAGAUCAUGAAAAACAUCAUCAGAGACUGUCUAGGAACCGCCGAGGCACUCUCUCUGCAAUCAAUUGGAUUUCCAGCAAUAGGAACAGGAAAUCUGGGGUUUCCUAAACCCGAAUUUGCUAAAUUGAUAAUUUCAGAAGUGCUCAAAUUUAGUAGCAAGAACCAUCUGAAAACUUUACAGGAAGUUCAGUUUCUGCUGCACCCGAAAGAUGUGGAAAACAUUCAGGCAUUUUCAGAUGAAUUUGACAAAAGGAGUCAUGGAAAUCCAAGUGACACCCAAGGUUUUUAUGGGAGUCUCUCCAGCCCUACGUUAGGAGUGCACGAAAUGAAUAUUGGCCCAAUCCUCUUCCAAGUGGCCACCGGGGACAUCACCAAAGAAGUGGCAGAUGUGAUUGUCAAUUCAACAUCAAACACAUUUAAUCUCAAAUCAGGAGUCUCCAAGGCAAUUUUGGAAGGUGCAGGACCAAGUGUGGAGAACGAAUGUUCUGUCUUGGCUCAGCAGAACAGUGAGUACAUAGUUACCGAAGGUGGAUCACUGAGAUGCAAGAGUAUUAUUCACGUUGUUGGUGGGAAUGACGUGAAGAGAUCAGUUUCCUGUGUUUUGGAAGAAUGUGAACAACGGAACUACUCAUCCAUUUGCCUACCAGCAAUUGGCACAGGAAGUGCUCAACAGGACCCAGAUGCCAUUGCUAAAGCUAUAAUGGAUGCCAUUGAAGAAUUUAUCCAGAAAACAUCAGUGCAGGCUGUGAAGAAAGUCAAAGUUGUUAUCUUCCAGCCUCAUAUCCUGAGUGUUUUUUAUGACAACAUGAAAGACAGAGAAGGCUCCCCGGCUCCUCCCCAGCCGUCUCUACUGUCUAAGAUCACCUCCUUUUUUGGCUUUUCAAAGCAUACUCCCCACAAACAGAAGACCCUGUUUUUGGAGAAGAAAAUAGAACAGACAGUUUUCCAGGUAUGUGGCAUAGAUGAAGACAGUGUGGAACGCACGAUCUCCUGGAUACAGAACCUGAUCACCCAGGAGCAGCUACCCUAUCGCAGUGACGAUGAGUGUGUCAGAGACUUUGGUGAGAAGGAGUACAAGAAGCUGAAUGAGCUGCAGGAGAGGCUGAAUAUCAUCAUUGAGCUGGACCAGAAGACACCUUUGAUUAAAGUUACAGGAAUCAGCAGAGAUGUGAUAGAAGCCAGAGAUGAGAUUGAAAACCUGAUCAAGAGCAUCCGAUUGGCUAAAGAGAAGGAAAGCCAGGCAGACUAUGUCCUCACAUUCGUGGAAUGGCGAUAUAUUGACAACAAUGUCAUACACUGUUUCGACAAAAUAACUAACAUGCAAUUGGAGAAGGCACGGCAGGCAAAGCACAAGAGCACUGUUGUCAAAAUUAAUAAUCAGGACUUCACAGUGAACUUUAGGACAAACAUGGCUACAGGCCCUCAAGGACAGAGUGUCACUGUGCAGCGCAUCUUAAAAGAUGAAGCUGAAAUCCCUUCAAAUUGGAGCAACAUGAAGCAGAAGAAAUUGCUUGUGGUUAGUCUGCAAACCAAUGAUCCUGAGUAUAUCAUGGUGGCAAACCAGUUCCACCGAACCUGCCAAAAUUUCGCCAUAGAGAAGAUCGAAAGGAUCCAGAAUCCAGCUCUCUGGAGGAGGUACCAGGCAAACAAAAAAAUUAUGGAUGAAAAGAAUGGCCAUGAAAGAAAUGAGAAUCAACUCUUCCAUGGGACGGAGGCUAGCUCUAUUCCACACCUCAAUAGCCAUGGAUUUAACCGCAGCUACGCUGGGAAGAACGCCACAUGCUAUGGGAAGGGAACCUAUUUUGCUGUCGAUGCUUCCUAUUCAGCUCAUGAUACAUAUUCCAGACCAGAUGCCAAUGGGAAGAAGUAUAUGUAUUACGUGCGGGUUCUCACUGGAAACUACACAACUGGAAACCAGUCACUGAUUGUGCCUCCUCCAAGGGACCCCCAAAAUCCUACUGACUUAUACGACACUGUCACAAAUGAUGAUAAAAAUCCAUGCAUAUUUGUAGUGUUUUAUGACAACCAAGCAUACCCAGAAUAUCUCAUCACCUUUAGGCGGUGACACUUCAGGGCACCUUCAUGCAUCUGCUGCAAGACAAAUUUUCACUGUCUUCCUCCUUAUGCUUCCUCUUUCUUUGCCGUGGAUGUUUCCUCUGCUGCUUCUCCAUGGUGGAAAUGAAUCCACUUGAGAGCCAAUCAAACUGAGAAUUUAAAUCAGGUAACAGCUGAAGCCAUGCUGUCUCAAAUGAGACAGUAACAAGCCACACAGUUCCGGCUACCACCAGUGGAAUCAUGUCAGAGAGGCAGUGUGCCGUGGGGACACACAGUGUCACUGAGCCAGUAAGGCUGCCAACUGAACAGAUGCAGAGCAGAGACCCUCUUCCUUAACUACCAGCCCUGUGCCAUGUGGGCUGCACAGCCACCAGACCUGGCUAACGUUGUUGUUCUAAUUUUCUACUGCCAAUUUCAGACUCAGUGCCGUUUAUUGAGUGCCUGGGCUUUGCCAGAUAGAGUGACAGAUGCGGUCACAAACAUGACCUUGUUCCCAUGAAUAGUGCUUUGGGAAGAGUUUUUCAGGGCUUAAGCGAAUAAGUUCAGAGUACUUCAAGUGGAGCAAGGGUCACCAUUGCUGCCACAACAACACAGAGGCCAUGGAACCUCUGCUGCUGUUCUAAGUGGACGGGCACAGACUGUGGCUUAGGAGGGGGUGGCUUCCUCUGCAUCUGCAUCUGAACUCAGUACCAACAGCCCUCUAGGAAAUGGAAUAAAAACGAGAGGUCGAUUUCAUCUGCUUUUGUCCUCCAGUGGUUUAGUUAACUCAGGGCAAGGCUGAAUAGCCAGAUGUUACACUGUGGAAUAAAGACCCAACCAGCAAAUGUCACAGUCACCUUCAGCCUUUCCUCACUUCUAGUAAAAU
Messenger RNA from Microtus ochrogaster (prairie vole), 4558 nucleotides. RefSeq names its product poly [ADP-ribose] polymerase 14 (gene Parp14). The coding region runs from base 8 to 3703 and encodes 1231 amino acids. Gene Ontology annotation, molecular function: transcription corepressor activity; NAD+ poly-ADP-ribosyltransferase activity. Lineage: Eukaryota; Metazoa; Chordata; Mammalia; Rodentia; Cricetidae. Gene Ontology annotation, biological process: negative regulation of gene expression; protein poly-ADP-ribosylation. The transcript has 13 exons. Gene Ontology annotation, cellular component: cytoplasm; nucleus. The record is from RefSeq and is a predicted model, not a curated record.